CGGGUGGCUCGUCUCUUCUCUCUCCUUCGUUUUGCACGGGGAAUCGGGAAGCUGUUGUUGUCCCUCAUGAUGUCACUUCCUGUCCUCUUUAAUGUGGGGGUCCUUCUCUUGGUCCUCGUGGUGGCGUCCUCGAUCUUCGCCAUGUUUAACUUUGCCUAUGUGAGGAAGGCGUACACGAUCGAUGACAUGUUCAACUUCGAGACAUUCUGGAGUAGCUUCAUAUGUCUGAUUAUGACCACCAUGACGGCGUCCUGGGGCGGUCUGCUGAUGGCGCUGACAAACACACCGCCGGACUGCGACCCCUUUGAGGAGCACCCGGGAUCCACAGUCACGGGAGACUGCGGCAGCCCAAUGCUCGCCAUCAUCUUUUUCUGCACCCAUGUGGCCCUGUCCCUCCUGCUGAUUGUUCACCUGUACGUUGCCGUCAUCCUGAAGAUCCUUGAACCCGACAACGGCACGCCGCUGAGCGACGACCAGCUCCAGAUGUUCUAUGAGAUCUGGAGGAGGUUCGACCUCGAGGGAUCGCAGUCCAUACAGUACAGGUGAGUCCAGAUCCAACAGCACAGGUGAGUCCAGAAUCCAUACAGCACAGGUGAGUUCAGAAUCCAUACAGCACAGGUGAGUCCAGAA
Plectropomus leopardus (leopard coralgrouper) is the source of this 630-nucleotide messenger RNA. NCBI's taxonomy places the organism in Eukaryota, Metazoa, Chordata, Actinopteri, Perciformes, Serranidae. The record is from RefSeq and is a predicted model, not a curated record.